UUGUUACAGUUGCUUGUUGCCAAAAUACUGUACUAGUUUGAUACGGUUGAUAGUAAAAUACUCUAAAACAGGUUGGAAACUUGGUUAGGGCUAAAUGGAACAGUCCGAAAUAGUUCAAGUUCGACUUGGAGGAAAGGAAAGUAUCUGUACUUCCUCGACAGGUACCAUACUACGGCGCUGGAAGAGGAACUGGUUCGACCUGUGGUCCGACGGACGGCUGGUCUUCUACAAUGACCAGCAGCGGCGGGACAUGGAGGACGACAUCCACAUGAGGAUGGACUGCAUCAACAUCCGCAGUUCCGCCGCCUGUCAAGAGUUGAACCCUCCGGACGGGAAGACGCGCGACGCUUUGCUGCAGAUCGUGUGCAGGGAUGGAAGGGUUAUCAGCCUCUGUGCAGACAGUGCAGAUGAUGCCUUGGCGUGGACUAUGGCACUGCAGGAUGCCAGAAUUAACACGGUGAGAGUCUGCUGUCGUUUAAAAAAAAAAAAAAAAAAAGAAAAUGCAGAUGCAUCGCCAGGCUACUCUUAAUCUAUGACUGCUGUAAACAUGCAGGGUGCAUGGUUGCCCUGUGCAGGCGGCUGACC
Hippocampus comes (tiger tail seahorse) is the source of this 585-nucleotide messenger RNA. Its product is annotated as pleckstrin homology domain-containing family B member 2-like. The coding region runs from base 95 to 529 and encodes 144 amino acids. Gene Ontology annotation, cellular component: membrane. Gene Ontology annotation, biological process: regulation of cell differentiation. The transcript is spliced from 4 exons. NCBI's taxonomy places the organism in Eukaryota, Metazoa, Chordata, Actinopteri, Syngnathiformes, Syngnathidae. The record is from RefSeq and is a predicted model, not a curated record.